AUGCUUAUUACAGCGAUUAACUUAGUGCAAAACAAACACAUCCUUCAAAUGGAGCGUGUUUUGAAAGCUGUACCAGCAGAUUUAAGAGUAAAAAUGGAGGCACUUGUGCAUGAUUUAACUUUGGCAUUAGAAGAAAGCAAUAAUAGUGCAAAUGUGAGGCGCAGAUGGGGUAUUAGAAGAAGAGCCCGUUCCACGGGUAAUAUUCCAUCACUUCAUGUGCACAAACAAUCAGAUGACAGUUCAUCCUCCAUUUGUGACAUUCAUGUUCCAAAAAAUAACGCUUCCGCCAAAUAUCAAUCCGACAGCGAUGAUACAAAUCAAACGAAAAGAUUUGCACGUUUUUCUAAUUCAAACAAUGCUAGUAACAUUGAAAGUGAUUCAGUCAAUGAAAAUUUUGUACCUAGAAUAAAUCCAAGACGUAAAAGAAAAUUUAAAAGAAUGGCUGUUGACUCUGAUUCUAAUCCUACAACAUCUCAAACAAUUGCAAUGUCAACAAAUCUUGCAAACAAAAAGAGAAUUCUUCGAGGUGAUUGUAAAAAUAGAUAUGGGACAAUAUGGUGUGGAAAACGUAAAAGAUCUUGUAGAGAGCGAUCUACAGAUUGUGGAAUGAGAUCGUUAAAACCAAAUACAAAUACAAAAUCAAAGAAUCGCAUUAAAAUGCAAACGGAAGAUGGUAUUGAUUGCUCAAGAAUAUCUAGUUCGAGCAUUUCGUCUAGCGAUUCGGAAGCUGGACUUAUCACAAAUGAUGAAGAUCGAGAAGGAGAUGAUGAACAGUCAGAUUGGAUUGGGGAACCAGGUUGGUGGGAUGAUGGUGAAAGUACUAAUGAAGAUAAAGUCAAUACUGAUUCACCAUUUCAAAUCAUGCUACAUGGAAAUUUUGAACACACAACAAUUGAAACAAGAAAAAGCUACAGAAAAAGAAUUCAAAGAAUUCGAGAAGGUCUAACUGGAAGAGAAAUUCGUGCUGGUCGUCGUCAUGUUGAUAACAAACCUGGAUAUUCCAUUAUCACUUCAGCCAAUGAGAAAGUUUCGAGAUUUUUACAAGAUCCUACUCAAAGUGAACUUAGACUACACCCUAUGCGGCAGCCUGAGCGAGAAAAACUUCGCCGGCUUGCAAAUUUAUAUAGCUUAAGUUUAAAAGGAGAUCUAGGUUGUCCAAUUUUAUAUAAAACUCGACAUACUACACAAGCUAUUUGUGUAGAUCAAGUAUCGCUCAACCGAUUUUCAGGUUAUAAGAGAUUAAGAAGAACCCCACAAAAUUCGCCAAAUUCAGAAUUAAUAAUGCAUAAUCAAGAACAUCAAAUUUCUAGUACAAGCUUUGAUUCACCAAUCAUAAGUCCUAUAUCAAACUUAGAUUCAAUGCAAGCUUUACCACAAUUUGCUCAUUUUAAAUGGGAUUUGAAUAGUAUGGAUAUUGAAAUUCAUGGAAAACCAAAAUUACACGAUUUUGACCAUUCAAAAUCAAGUUAA
Messenger RNA from Habropoda laboriosa, 1470 nucleotides. Its product is annotated as G patch domain-containing protein 2. The record is from RefSeq and is a predicted model, not a curated record. The transcript is spliced from 5 exons. The coding region runs from base 1 to 1470 and encodes 489 amino acids. NCBI's taxonomy places the organism in Eukaryota, Metazoa, Arthropoda, Insecta, Hymenoptera, Apidae.